Messenger RNA from Morone saxatilis (striped sea-bass), 2043 nucleotides. RefSeq names its product mucolipin 3b (gene mcoln3b). The coding region runs from base 181 to 1860 and encodes 559 amino acids. The record is from RefSeq and is a predicted model, not a curated record. Gene Ontology annotation, molecular function: NAADP-sensitive calcium-release channel activity. The transcript is spliced from 14 exons. Gene Ontology annotation, cellular component: plasma membrane; lysosomal membrane. Lineage: Eukaryota; Metazoa; Chordata; Actinopteri; Moronidae.
UCAGAUAACACACAGGCCGGAGGUUCAGUGUAAUUACUUCAGCCAUGACUCUCACAGGAAAACACUUGUAACUUAGUUAUAUUAUUUUAAUUAAAACCGAGACAUCUGGACACGACGCGCGCGCCGCAGACGACAGGUGGAUAUAAUUAGAAGUUAAUUAUCCUCGUGCGGGACAUUGAUAUGGAGGAGACCAGUGACUUGUAUGAUGUGAAUGAGACAAACGCCCCCACUCACUGGGCAGACCACCAACACGAGUGUCUGGAGAAUCUGGACAAUGUGGACUGUCUCAGAAGGAAGAUCAAGUAUUACUUCAUGAACCCCUGUGAGAAGUACCAUGCUCGUGGACGAAAACCAUGGAAACUCAUACUGCAGAUCAUCAAAAUUGCCAUUAUUACUAUGCAGUUAGUGUCUUUUGGGCUGAGCAACCAGAUGGUUGUCACAUUCAAGGAGGAAAAUCUGCUGACAUUCAAGCACCUCUUCUUGAAAGGUUAUGCUGAUGGAGGCAUGGACACGUAUGCUGUUUACAGACAGACUGAUGUUUAUGAUCACAUUGAUUACAUCAUUGGACAGUAUGGACGUCUGCACAACAUCACUGUCGGCAAUCACGAAUAUAAGAAAAACGGCUCCAUCUACACCCCCUUAUUACUGUGUCAGGAUUUCUACAGAAACGGUACCAUCUUCCCGGGAAGUGAGACCUUUGAAAUAGAUGCCAACGUGGAGACCGACUGCCUCGAAGUUUAUCCGAUGUAUCACACAUCAGUGCGGGAAGUACUUCCACAUUUUGAAUUGCAUUUCAAAAGAAUGCUGUCUGUCAAGAUCACAUUUGUUCUCAAGGCCAUAAAUUUACAGACAGUGAGACAUCGAGAGCUCCCAGACUGCUACGACUUCCUUGUCUUUAUCACUUUCAACAACCAGGCUCACAGCGGCAGGAUCAAGGUUGACCUGGAAACUGAUGUAGACAUCAAUGAAUGCAGAGACUGGAAAGUAACUGGAGCAUCUGCUAAGAGCAUCUACCUGACUGUGCUGUUUGACUGCCUCAUCAUUAUAACGUGCAUCACCUCCUUCACCCUCUGCACACGCUCAGUGAUCACUGGGAUUCGGUUGCAGCUUGAGUACACACUCUACUGCAGGAACGACUGUGGUAAAGAAAUUCCAUGGUCAGACAAGCUGGAGUUUGUGAAUGGCUGGUAUAUCCUCAUCAUUGUUAGUGACACACUGACCAUCAUUGGCUCCAUUCUCAAGAUAGAGAUCCAGACAAAGGUCCUCACGAGUUAUGAUAUCUGCAGUAUCUUCCUUGGCACAGGCACCAUGUUUGUCUGGAUUGGGGUCAUCCGCUAUAUGGGCUACUUUAGGAAGUAUAAUAUUCUCAUUCUGACACUCAGGGCAGCUUUCCCAAAUGUUAUCCGUUUCAUCUGCUGUGCUGGAAUUAUCUAUCUUAGUUACUGUUUUUGUGGUUGGAUUGUCCUUGGCCCGUAUCACGAGAAGUUUCGGACCUUGAACACGGUUUCAGAGUGUCUGUUUUCCCUGAUCAACGGAGACGACAUGUUUCCCACCUUUAAGAACAUGAAACAAAAGAGCAGCCUGGUGUGGACUUUCAGCAGAGUCUACCUCUAUACCUUUGUCUCGCUCUUCAUCUACAUGAUUCUCAGCCUUUUCAUCACAAUCAUCACCGACACCUAUGACACCAUCAAGCAACAGCAGCAGAGUGGAACUCCAACAUCAGAGCUGCAAAAGUUCUUGUCCGUGUGUAAAGAUCUGCCAAACUCUGGGGUGUACAGACUCAAUGAGAACAGCUGCUUCUCUAACUGCUGCAUCACCAGGUUCAGGAAGCAUCAAGAGAGGCUGACUUCAGAGGCAUAGCAGGUCUUCAAUGUGGAGACGCUGAAAGGCUGUACUGUAUAAACUCUAACCCAAUAAUUAAUGUGCACUUUAUACUGUUAUGUUCAGUGGGAGGGUCUUGAAAAACGUUUUAUUUCUUUAAAGGGGAACUUGGCAACUCUAGCCAUUUCUUCGCUGGUUUUCACUUUUGUCAUCGCAUGUUUU